CUGAUAAAAAAACGGCAGGCAGGUAGUGGAACUGUUGGGUAUUUUCUAUCAUUUUAAUACAAACACUAAUCGCCAGCACGCAUUCAUUCAAUAAACAAUUUUUGUAAGAGAACUCUCAAAAAAACUAAAGUAUUCAGUAGACCAACGCGACCAGAGUACGUUCAUUAAAAACACGCGAAAAGCAAAAGUAGACUGUCAGAGGAACGGGUGUGCGAAGCAGAGAGUCGGAACAAGCGUAAAAGUGCACAAAAUACAAAAACAAGAAACAUAAAAAGCUGAAACUAAAAUUUUAUUACUUAAUCAAUAUUAAAAAAAAAAGAAAAAACUAAAUUAAAACUGAGUUGAAAGUAUAAUUUAACCAUUUGCUACAGAAAUCCCCACUUUUUAGCAUUAACUAAAUAAAUCUACACAAAAUGGACAAGAAAUUACACAGUGGUAUCCAUCAUCCUACUUUGCGUUUGCUGCAGGAAUCCGGUUGUGAGAUUACUCCCCACAAUUUAAUGUAUCCGGUGUUUUUGGUAUGUGAUGAUGACAGUUUCCAACCCAUUGCCAGUAUGCCCGGACAGGCUAGAAUGGGUGUUAAUGUUCUGAGAGAUCAUUUGACUCCUUUGGUUGCUAAGGGCUUAAGUUCUGUUUUACUUUUUGGUGUAGUCGAUUGCGCAAUGAAAGAUGAACACGCCACACAUGCCGAUUCCAAAGAAAAUCCUGUUGUCAAGGCCUUACCUUUGCUUAGACAAUGGUUCCCUAAUCUCUUAAUAGCUUGCGAUGUAUGUCUGUGUCCCUAUAUGUCACAUGGUCACUGCGGCAUUUUGGAUGAGGGCGGCCUAAAGAAUGCCGAAAGCAUUAAACGUUUAGCGGAAGUAGCUGUAGCAUAUGGCAAAGCUGGUGCCCAUAUAGUGGCUCCCUCCGAUAUGAUGGAUAACCGCAUUAAAGCAAUCAAAGAGGGACUAAUUGCCAACAAUUUGGAAAAUCGUGUUUCCUUACUCUCCUACUCGGCGAAAUUCGCUUCCAAUUUCUAUGGACCCUUCAGAGAUGCAGCUCAGUCGGCUCCGGCUUUUGGUGAUCGCAGAUGUUAUCAACUGCCCAGUGGCUCUAAGGGUUUGGCCAUGCGUGCUGUACAACGUGAUGUUGUAGAGGGAGCCGAUAUGUUGAUGGUCAAACCAGGCAUGCCUUAUUUGGACAUUUUAAGACAAACUAAAGACACUUACCCUAGUCAUCCUUUGUACGUGUAUCAAGUAUCGGGUGAAUAUGCCAUGUUAUAUUAUGCUGCUGAACAUGGUGCCUUUGAUUUGAAGCAAGCUUUAAUGGAAUCCAUGAAAGGCUUUAGACGUGCCGGAGCCGAUUGCAUAAUCACCUAUUUUACACCACAAAUUUUAGACAUUUUGGAAGAAGAGAAAUGAUGGUUGGUAAAAGUGGCAGAUGAGGGGGAUGAUGUUAAAAAAGGUGGUUAAUUAAAUUUAAAUUAAGUGUACUUAUUAAGUUAAUUAAGUUGAACUAAGACAUACAAAUCGCUUCACUUGUUUUGAGGAAAAAGUUAAAGUUUUUUAAAAAGGGUCCAUAGAAAAAUUUCUAGCAUGAGUGCAAUAAAACUAUUUCCUUUUAGUUUAAAAUUUGUUUACAAAAGUUAAUUUUUCUCGUUAACUUAUGUUAAUGGAAAUCUUGUUAUUUUAAAACAAUUUUAAAUUUUGUUAGAUUUUUUUCUUUUUGAUAUAAAAUUGCCUAUCUUAAAGUUUUAAACGACUUUUAACUUUUUUCUACAAACAAGACGAAAAAAAUAACUUAAUUUUAUUAUGCAAUUUAUAUUUUAGACCAUUAAUUAUAGACAAUAAUAAAAUAUACAUACAUACAUAUGUACAUCUGUUUGUAUGUACAUUACAACCAUUAACAAAAUUUCGUCAUCUUUUAUUUUUUUUAAUAAAUACAAAACUAUUUCACCUAUUAUUUGCAUGUCAUCGUUAUAAGUUUGUAUAAAUUAAUUGUUAUACAAAAACUUAAAGGCAAAAAUAUAGUCUAUUGUGGAAUUAAACCCUAA
Messenger RNA from Lucilia sericata (common green bottle fly), 2032 nucleotides. RefSeq names its product delta-aminolevulinic acid dehydratase. Gene Ontology annotation, cellular component: cytosol. Gene Ontology annotation, biological process: heme biosynthetic process. Gene Ontology annotation, molecular function: porphobilinogen synthase activity; zinc ion binding. The transcript has a single exon. The record is from RefSeq and is a predicted model, not a curated record. Bases 414 to 1400 code for a protein of 328 amino acids. Lineage: Eukaryota; Metazoa; Arthropoda; Insecta; Diptera; Calliphoridae.